Messenger RNA from Drosophila mojavensis, 2691 nucleotides. RefSeq names its product pre-mRNA-splicing regulator female-lethal(2)D (gene fl(2)d). Lineage: Eukaryota; Metazoa; Arthropoda; Insecta; Diptera; Drosophilidae. The coding region runs from base 445 to 2250 and encodes 601 amino acids. Gene Ontology annotation, cellular component: nucleus. Gene Ontology annotation, biological process: regulation of alternative mRNA splicing, via spliceosome. The transcript is spliced from 4 exons. The record is from RefSeq and is a predicted model, not a curated record.
CCAUAUGGCAACGCUUACCAUACGUUUUUAGCUAACUACCCGAUACCGACGGCUCUCAGAAAAAUUAUUAAUUAAACGUAAUUAAAGUGUUUAAAUCCAUAUAAAAAUAUAAUUAAAGUGUAUAUAAAUGAACAAUAUAGCGAUUAAAUAAUAAUUCAACGUUGAAUAUACGCCUAAAGUACGAAAAAAUUUCAAUUGAAAAGUAGCAACGAAAAUUACAAAAAAAUUUUCGCUUGCCUCGCGUCGUCCACAGCAUAGUUAAGCAUUGGUAUUAGUGAGUAGGCACACACACGAAUAGAACGUGUGCGUGUGUGAGAGCGAAAUAGGUGCUCCGCUGGCAGUGAGCGGUGAGCAGCGAGCGAGUUUUGUGUGUUUGUUCCAGUGUGUACAUGCCAUAUGAAUAUCGACGUAAGCAAAGGACCAACUAGAGCGUUGUAUUGAGUUAUGAGUGUCGCUGCAAUGACUAUGGACGAUCAGAGACCUUUGAUGAACAGUUACGAUAAAAUGUCUACAAAAUAUGAUCAAAAUUUGCACAUGAUCAACAACAGCAGCAGCAGCAGCAUUAGCGGCAAUAGCAACAGCGGCGCCGGCAGCGGGGCCGCUGGUGGUGGUGGUGUUGGUGGGGGUGGGGGUGGCGCUGCUAUUGGCGCUGUUAUCAGUAGUGGCCCAUCUGGCCCGGCUUCGCCAACGCCGUCUGGCUUUGAAGAGCAGCCACAGUCGCAGUCGCAGCAGCAGUCGCAGUCGCAUCAUCAUCAUCACCAUCAUCAUCAUCAUCAUUCGACAUCAACGCAAGCGCAACAAACAGCGGAGCAGCAACAACAGCAUCGACACCACCAUCACCAACAACAAGAACAACAGCAACAACAACAGCAACAGCAGCAACAACAACAUGAUGCCGCUGUUGCCGAAGCUGCCGCCGCAGCCGAACAGCGACGUUUGCUCGAAGAUGAAAUCGAGACCCUCAAGCUGGAGCAGGCUCGUAUGGGACUGCAAUAUGCCGACGCACAGCGACGCGAAAAGAUCCUCAUGCGGCGUCUGGCUAACAAGGAGCAAGAGUUUCAGGAUUAUGUGAGCCAAAUUGCGGAAUACAAGGCACAGCAGGCGCCUACGGCUUUGGCUUUGCGCACAGCUCUGCUUGAUCCGGCUGUAAAUUUGUUGUUUGAGCGUCUCAAGAAGGAGCUGAAGGCCACCAAGGCCAAGCUUGAGGAGACACAGAAUGAGCUUUCCGCGUGGAAAUUUACGCCAGACUCGAAUACCGGAAAACGCCUCAUGGCCAAGUGUCGAUUGUUGUAUCAGGAAAACGAAGAGCUCGGCAAGAUGACAUCCAACGGGCGGCUGGCGAAGCUAGAGACAGAGUUGGCUAUGCAAAAGAACUUCAGCGAGGAGGUCAAGAAAUCGCAGUCAGAGCUGGACGAUUUUCUACAAGAACUCGACGAGGAUGUGGAGGGCAUGCAGAGCACAAUAUUAUUUUUGCAACAGGAAUUAAAGACAACGCGCGAUCGCAUACAGACGCUGGAAAAGGAAAAUGCGCAACUUCGACAAAUGAGCGGCGGCAACUGUCCAAAGGAAGUUAUUGACAAUGCGUCGGCCACCGCGACAAAUGGCCAAAGCAGCAAUAGCAGCAGCCAGUUCCAACAAUCCACCGGCAGCGGCAGUGGCAACGGCAGCAAAUUGGAAACCAUUGAGGAGAAUGCCUGCCUGGACACAAAUCCAACAACAACGACGACACAUACUGCUGAUUAUUAUAAUGGCAACAACGAACAACAGACUGCGGCCUCAGAGCUAAUCAUGCCCCCCGACGACGGCUCCAAUAGCAAUGGCAGCAAAAGUGCAGCUGCGCCGCGAUUGGCGCGCAAACGUAACUAUGAAGAGGAGAGCGCCACAUUGCCAUGCAUACAGGAGAGCAGCCCGUUGGUUCCAUCGAUGCGUGAGGUUAGUGCACCACGCACGCUGCCACCGAAGAAGUCAAAACUGCGUGGCAUAGCCACGCGACGGAGCUCACAGCUGGAUGAGGAGCAAAGUCUGGGCAUGAUGACGCCGACGCCGACGUCGACGUCCGUAGUGCUGGACAAUGCAGUAGCUGGCAUGGCCAGCGAAGAGUCCGCAGCAUCAACGACGGCAGCCAAUGUCUCAGAAUCCGCAGUACCGCUCAAUGCGGAGGGCGCCAAUGAAGCGGCACCAGCACGCAUCCUGACGCGACGCCGGUCGGUGCGCAUGCAACAAAACGGUGGCAGUGCCGUUGAGUACUGAAGCAGCAGUGGGAGCAGCGGCAACGGACUUUUAAAAAGAGCGUGCUAAUAUUGCAUUCUGAUAUCAGAUGAUUCAAUUGAAUAUGAUUUUUGUCAUAUGUCUGCUUAUGCCUAAUACUAAUCGUUAAAAUUUUAACGUUUAUUUUGUGAAUUGAGAUUCAAUAGAGACUUGCGGCUUAUCAACAUGAUUAUAUAUAUAUAUAUCUAUCACUAUUAUUAUUAUUUUUUUUUUCAUUCGAUACAUUUGUUUUGUAAAAUACGUUUGUUGUUCGGUUUCCUAUCCGUGCACGCAACAUUAUGAUUAUACACUACCUAAUUAUCCUUAGUAGAAGUCACUGAUAUACAUAAAUACAUACAUGCAUAUGUAGACAUAUACAUACAGAUUAUACAUACAUGUAUAAGAUUUUAAGAAAUACAAUUGAAAAUACAAUUUGUCAGCGUA